UUUGCCCUGACGUCAUACGCCCGCGACAAACACACGCUGGCAAAUGUGACACUCGUCGGGCUGUAUCUGCACCCGGGUCUCAGGGUUUGUUUUUCGGGCAAAAUGUCAGUUUUUCACGACGAAAUCGAGAUCGAGGACUUCGAGUACGACGAGGACACCGAGACGUUUUACUUCCCGUGUCCCUGCGGCGACAGGUUCGCCAUCACCAAGGAGGACCUGGAGAAUGGAGAGGAAGUGGCCACCUGCCCCAGCUGCUCCCUGAUUGUUAAAGUCAUCUACGAUAAGGACGAGUUCAUGUGCGGGGAAACGAUCGAGGCGCCGCCGGCCGAGAGCAAACUGGAGCUGGCUCAGUCGUGACGGAGACUUCACCGGAGCCCCUCCCCCCGGCGUCUCCGCGGCGCCGCCUCCAGAGAGAGUUCACCUUUCCAGACGUUGCCUCACGCGGGCGGACGAGCGGUUCACCCGGGACGCGCCGCCCUGCAGCGAGCCGUAGAUUUUAUUACUAACCUGCAGAGGAGGAGCACGGAAACCCUGAGCUGAAGUUAAAGCAUGAAAAUCACAUGAAAGCAGAGACACACUCACUCUGCAGAGUCUUUCAGGGCUGGGACGAUCUGCUUAUCUCCUGAGCCGAUACUGUCACGAUACUCUGCCUGAUUUGAUUUGUACUAUUGCAAAUCAUGAUUUAUUGCGAUUCUAGUCCUUAGACAGAUCGGGUGCAAAAUUUAAGCAUUUUUGACCAUAUGAGAAUGAGUAAAAAUGGUCAGAAAUCCCCUAAACAUCCCACAUUAGGACACCAAGACCUUCAUGCUUUGAUUUGGUGACUUUUGCAGAUUUCUGUCAGAAUUGCAUUUUUCAGUGAUUGGAUUUCGGGCGUUCCCUUGUGGAAAUGUGUCAGAAGCCCGCCUUUACUGCCAGUCUACCUGGAAAACCAGACCUCCUCCAAACGGUCUCGCUCUCUAGUCUGUGUCUGUAAAGUUUCAUGAGGCUGCGAUUAUCCCAGAGGUCACUAGAGGUCAUUUGACAUGGUGACCUCGCUGAAAACAGUCAUGCUCGUUUUUUCCUUUCGCCAAAACUGAGCCGGGCUUUGCAGUGAUAUUUAGCCGGCCUGUCGACAACCGAGCGUGACAUGCCUUAGAUCUGUUCCUUCCUUAGUUCGUCUGCUUUCAAACGAGACCAAGAUCUUUACUCCAAAUUGAUUUAAAAAAAAA
Molecule: messenger RNA, 1208 nt
Organism: Myripristis murdjan (pinecone soldierfish)
Lineage: Eukaryota; Metazoa; Chordata; Actinopteri; Holocentriformes; Holocentridae
Gene: dph3
Product: diphthamide biosynthesis 3
Exons: 3
Coding region: 103-357 (84 amino acids)
Biological process (GO): protein histidyl modification to diphthamide
Molecular function (GO): metal ion binding
Source: RefSeq, a predicted model, not a curated record